Molecule: messenger RNA, 1038 nt
Organism: Solanum pennellii
Lineage: Eukaryota; Viridiplantae; Streptophyta; Magnoliopsida; Solanales; Solanaceae
Exons: 2
Coding region: 1-1038 (345 amino acids)
Source: RefSeq, a predicted model, not a curated record
AUGGGAGCUACAAUCGCGAUGACAACUACAACAGGAUCAACUAUGGCAACAAAAACAAUCGGGUUGGGCCCUAUAUUCCUUAUUAAAAUAGGGAAUCUAGCCAUACGGAAACUGGAGCAAAACUAUCCAAAUCCUAAUAAACGACGGGCAUUGUGUGGAAGUCACUACUCACGACAAACUGUGGCUCCUCCAAUUCCACAUGAGGUUGAAACUGAUAUUAGUAAAGAUGAUGAUGUGAUUAAGAAGGGGAGAAAGUUCGAGAAUGUGAUCGAUAAAGAGUCUUUAGUAUCAAGAAACUGGUGCCAUACCUCUACCUCCGCCUCCUUUUGCACAAAGAUUAGUAAAGAAGACAAAAGAAGGGAAAACCACAGGUUAAUCACUAUGCUAAAACAACUUUCCAUCAAUGUGCCGUUGAUAGAAGCUCUAGAGAAAAUGCUUGGGUGUGCAAAUUUUAUGAAGGACAUGGUGACUAAAAAGAGAAUUGUGAAUUUUGAGGAUGAUGAGAAGCUGCAACAUUGUAUUGCUAUUGCUACAAGGUCCCUUUGGUUGAAAAACGAAGACCUUGGUGCUUUCACCAUCCCUUUCACCAUUGAGACAUUGUGUUAUCUUGCUGCUAGUAUUAACCUUAUGCCAUUAUCCAUUUACAUGAAGUUGGAUUUGGUUGACCCAAAACCAACUACGAUUCAGUUGCUCAUGGCCGAUAGAAAUGUGAAGAGGCCUAUUGGAGUACUCCAUGAUGUUCUAGUUAAAGUGGAGUCAUUAAUCUUUCCAGACUACUUUUUUAUUCUUUAUAGUGAGGUUGAUUUUGAGGAUCCCAUUAUCCUUGGGAAACCGUUCCUUGCCACGGGGCGUGCUUUGAUUGACAUGGACAAAUGGCGGAUAAAGUUCAAACUUAACAUUGAUAAAGCGACUUCCAAUAUUUGUAGAUCCAUCAAGCAGAGUGGUGAGCUCAAAUCAGUAUAUGAUAUAACUUAUAGAGUUGAGAUUAGUUUUGAAAAAAAUUUGAGGAGAGACUGUGUAUUGAGGCAUUACCAGUAG